GGAAAGUUGCACGAAUCACUGUGUUGUGCAAUAUCACCAACAGAAGGCGCAAAUGUGAAACGUCAAACGCAUAGAAGAAAAACGAUGCGCGCGCCUCUGGUUGUGAAAGCCACAACUAUGAAAAUUAAAAAUGAUCGUUAGCGCUGUCGAUGGAAAUUUCGCAAGUGUUACGUCUGUUUGUCUGUGGUAGCCGUUUCAGCGUGCGUGAUCUUUGAAGCGCCAGAACCGCCGAACAGAAAUCUUGACCGGAGACAAGCAAAAAAUGAAAGAAAUUGAUCGAAUCUAUCGGAAUAAAUAGUUCUAGUCAAAUAAAUAUCACAUCCGUGUAAAAUUAAGCGAUGUUAGAAUCAAUACAUAUCCCAAAGAUGGCCACAAUCAACGAUCUUCCGAACGAGAUUCUCCUCAUGGUUUUCCAACACGUUAGGGAUAAGAAGAUAUUCACCCGUACCUGCAAGCGCUGGAAUGAGCUGCUUGUUAACUUUCUGUAUCUGAGCAUCGACCUCUCGAGCGAGGAACGCAUCCGAAAAUUCAUGGACAUCACUUUUACCCGCAGCUAUCGACAGCUCCACAUCUACGGGGUGAUGUUGGUGCGGUCGGACUUUGACUGGACGGAUAGUUCACGGCAGCUGGAGAGUGCGCAUGCUAAGCGAGUUCGCUGUGGAAGUGAUCCGUACGUGUUGUUGCGCAAGUGCCUGCAAGUGGUCCGUCAAUAUGAAGAGAUCGUGGAGUAUAUGAAUUUGACCUUUGGGCCGAUUAUGGACAACAGUUUGAUGGCAUUCCUGCCCCGGAGCGAUGGACCCAGUUCGUUGGAGUCUUUGGUGAUCCGUUUUAGUAGUUGGCACAUAAUGAAGUCGGACGAUUGGAUCGUUGAUCGAAUGGAGUUUAUUUCCGAAGAGGGCUUAAAGGAAAUUUCUGAGAUGCCAAAGCUCGAAUGUCUCACAUAUAGCGACAAUCGCACAAAAGGGGAUCGAACUGCCCGACGCAAGUUCUUUGACGCAAUCGCCCGGAAGGCGAAAGCAAUAAGAGAGAUAUCUCUGUCAUGCGACUAUUACGCUUGUUUUUCGGAUUUCCGAAUCGUUCGUAGUUUUUCGACGCAGUUACAGGCAUUGUCAUGUACCGUUUGGCCCAUAUUUGUGAAAGAUUUCUUACAGCUUGCGUUUCCGAAAGUGAAAACCCUCUCCCUAGACUUCGCACCCUGCACAACAACGCCAGACCCGGGCCGGUUCUUCGAAAACGCAAAAUCACUUGUCGGUCUGAGCGUUACCAAUGUCAGCAAUGAUGACUUUUUCCGGCAAGGUGUCUAUUGUAGCGCUGCAACCGUCGAGUGGUUGACCAUCACUGGAAACCAACAAAUACCCAUGGACGGGCUGCAGGGUUUGAUCGGUUUGAAGGAAUUGGAACUGUGUGCGUAUCUCAUAUCCGAUGUGCAAAAUGCGGUGCCUCGCUCUCCGUCCUUGGAAAAGCUGGUAAUCGAACGGUGCACCAGCGGUUUUUUGUUCUACUCCGAUUUGGCGGAAAGUGUUCCUCACAUUACGGAACUUUACAUCACCGAAGAUAAGGCGUUGAAUGAUGAGUGCCUACGGGUGAUAUGCACCACAAUGCCCAACUUACGCCGGUUGCAGCUCAAUCUGCCGUCAUUCUUGGGACACCCGGUUACUGACAUGGGCCUGCGUUACAUCGGAAAUCUCCGCCAACUGGAAUACCUCUCGUUGGAAUGCUUUGAUAGUACAUAUUUGAUUGUGGAGCGAAACCAUUUGAUUGGUUUUGGUUGGGCGCCAUUGCUUUGGGCAUCGGAAAUCCACCUCAAUGGCUUUCCUAUGGUUGAUGUGCAACACGUGCUAGAUUUUCUGUUGAAUCCCAACUUGCGGAGCUUGAGCUUGGAGCGGUGCGGCACGACUGCCAGUAUGAUACAAACUUUGAGGAAGAUCAAGCAGCUGAUGGCCGUUUCACGACCACUGCCGCGUUUUGAGAUCGGAGGCUCGUGGUACGUAGGUGAUUGAAAGCAACAAACGCCAUUGCUUCCCCCAACGAACACCAAGAGUACAAUGUGAUUUCAUAUUAUCUAAAUAUUAGCUGACGAGCGGUAUAGCUGAACUAUAUUCUCACGUCAUACAAAUAAUUUUUUUUUUUUCAAAUUAUCAUCAUACAUUUGAAAUAUAAUAGUUUAACAAUUUAUAGUAAAAAAAUAGCUCAAA
This is a messenger RNA of Aedes albopictus (Asian tiger mosquito), 2195 nucleotides long. RefSeq lists its product as uncharacterized. The transcript has 4 exons. Gene Ontology annotation, molecular function: protein binding. The record is from RefSeq and is a predicted model, not a curated record. The coding region runs from base 339 to 2000 and encodes 553 amino acids. Lineage: Eukaryota; Metazoa; Arthropoda; Insecta; Diptera; Culicidae.